Messenger RNA from Zymoseptoria tritici IPO323, 1504 nucleotides. RefSeq lists its product as uncharacterized. Gene Ontology annotation, molecular function: transcription cis-regulatory region binding; DNA-binding transcription activator activity, RNA polymerase II-specific. Gene Ontology annotation, cellular component: RNA polymerase II transcription regulator complex. The record is from RefSeq and is a predicted model, not a curated record. NCBI's taxonomy places the organism in Eukaryota, Fungi, Ascomycota, Dothideomycetes, Mycosphaerellales, Mycosphaerellaceae. Bases 362 to 1504 code for a protein of 380 amino acids. The transcript has 7 exons.
AAUUUGCCUUCUACCUGUCUCCAUCACACCCGAGGAACCACUCCGCGUACGACCUGAUCACAUCACCGUACGCACGCAUUCCGCUCGCCUCGCCCAGCACCUCCUGUCUGUCCACCCGCACGCACGUCUCACCCACCGACCGAGCAAACCUCGCUUCCUCCGCCGACGAGCACAAACGACGAUCAAAGGACCGACCAUUCCAAAUUUGUCCCUGGACGACCGGCCUCACCAUCCAGUGAACGUCCGUUGGCCAACUUCUGCGACGUCGAGACAGCGUUGUUUCACCCACGUCGACGGGUUCCUGCGUCCCACCGAGCGCAAACGAAACUCUUCGCCUUCUUCAACUGCACGACCAGCUACCAUGACGACUUUCCACGCAGCCCAUCAGCCUCAUGGUCUGUCUAUGUCAGAUGGCAUGAGCCAUGAUGUCGGCUAUGAUACCAACCCACCCGGCAGUGACAGAAGUCCUCUACAUGACCUAGGAUUCUACAAGAACAUCACUCCAGAGCAAAAGCAAACAAAAGACGGCCAACCUGCAAAGCGUCGUGGUCCCAAGCCCGACAGCAAGCCCGCCUUGACGAGACGACAAGAACUCAAUCGACAAGCUCAGAGAACACAUCGCGAACGCAAAGAGAUGUACAUCAAGGCUCUCGAGCAAGAGGUCCUCCGUCUCAAGGAGACCUUCUCUCAGACCACUCGCGAGCGGGACACCAUCGCCGAAGAGAACAGACGUCUCAAAGAGCUCCUUCAACAACACGGCAUCUCCUACGACUUCGGCUCGUCGCCGAUCAGAUUCAAGCACGAGAACAGCUCGUACGGUCCCAGCUCGAGCGGCAGUAUUUCAGGAAGCUAUCGCGGCGCAUCCGAUAGUGCCGGUUUCAGCCCAACACCCGAUCCCAUUCCGGGUAUGCACCAAGGCCAGAUGGCACCACCACAGAGUAUGCCAAUGCGGAACAUGGCACAAUUGCCCAACAACCGCCUGGACUACGAUCAAAUUGGUAUCGACUUUGUCUUGACGCUCGAACGACCCUGCAUGGACCACAUGCAAUACCUCCUCGUCCGCUCACAUAAUCCCACCGGCCAACCACACCAUCACCCCAUGGAGAACGCGGACGACGCCCUCCACGAGCACAUGUCCGGCCACGCACUAAUGGCGUCCGGGCCACCACUCAGCCACAUCAUCGACCGUCCUGCGGAGCCCUAUCCGCAUCAGAUGCCCGAGGAGAUGUCACCUACGGCGUUGGGAAAGCUUUUAGACUUGAGCAGUCGCCUGCCGAGGAACAUGUAUGAUCGGGAAGGCGAGAUCACACCUAUCAUGGCGUGGGCGAUGAUUUUCGGGCAUGAGAGGGUCAACGAAUUGGUGGAGGAGGAUGUGGAGAGGGUGAAGAAGGGCUUGGAGGGCAAGGUCCGAUGCUAUGGGUUCGGCGCCGUGGUCGAAGAGUUCGAAGUUCGCGACGCGAUUGCUGCGGUCUUCAACGACAAGGAUUCUGUGAUGAGAGGUUGA